Molecule: messenger RNA, 3169 nt
Organism: Lytechinus pictus (painted urchin)
Lineage: Eukaryota; Metazoa; Echinodermata; Echinoidea; Temnopleuroida; Toxopneustidae
Product: eukaryotic translation initiation factor 2D-like
Exons: 14
Coding region: 437-2263 (608 amino acids)
Biological process (GO): translational initiation; formation of translation preinitiation complex
Molecular function (GO): translation initiation factor activity; RNA binding
Source: RefSeq, a predicted model, not a curated record
UGGAUAUUUACAUCCGGUGGUCGUUCCACGUGCAGCGUAGCUAGCUGGGACAAAACUGUUGUGUGUCGGCCUAGGCUAAGGCUAAGUAAAAUACUUUUUACUUCUCGGUUUUUCUCAUUUUUUUAGAGGGGACACCGAGAUUCUAUGUUGAAUUAAUACCGAGAGGCAGAUGGAUCGAUCAGAGCUCCGUAAGCAAGUCUACAAAUACCGGUACCGGGUAUAUUAUUACAGAGCUCAGCCUAUCCUGACCAGGCCCUGACUCCACUCUCCAGGCAGCGCGGCGGUAGCUGAUGUGAUUGCUGCCUGUUGUAGCCCACCAGUCGUAGAGGAAUUGCCCGCUAGUUCAGCGUCAAGACCAAAGAGGGACUUGUCCUGAGUUGAAGUUCCUGCUCUAUUUUUAAUUGUUCAUCAUAGAUUAGUGGAUAUAUAUAACACCAUGUUCAAGAAGCCAUUUCAUGUCAAGUCUAAUGCUGCAAUGAAAGGAUCAGAUAAGCGUAAGAUGAAGAGCUCUGUCCUGCUGCAGUUUAGUGAAAUCACCUCAGACCAGGUGGAUUCCAUCUUUCCUAACAAAGCCCAGACAACUUCAAUGAAGAUCCAGACACACACAGGGGAACAUAUGGUGGUCUACUGCGUAGAUGGGGUUCCGGCUUUCUUCGAGAAUGAGAAGGUUCUUUAUCCUACAGUUUACACGCUCUGGAAAUGUCCAUCAUUGCUACCAUGUCUCACUACAUUCCCUGCUGUAAUAGAGAAAUUGAUUGGAGGAGCUGAUCUCAUGCUACCAGGGGUAGUCAUGUCAGAGACGGGACUUCCCCUUCUGGAGAAAUCACAACUAUGCAGUGUGAAGGUUGUUGGUAACCUUGCUCCUAUUGCUAUAGGAACUGCCUCCAUGUCAUCAUCAGAUAUGUUGGGUUGUGCAAUGAAAGGAAAGGGAGUGUUCACACUGCACUGUUUUGGUGAUCACCUGUGGGCAACUGGUGGCAAACUUAAACCACCACAGAUCGACCCGAUCCCUCAAGACUCGCCAUCGCACAGUGAUAGUGCCACCAAUGUUGAGAACUCUGCAGGAAGUGACAAUAAGACAAACAGGACUGAUGGCCAGAGGGUGGCUGAUGGAGACGUAUGCCAAGGAGAUGAAGAGGGUGGGGUCAGGGAUGGUGGUAUUGAGGAAGAAGUUGCUGGUCUAUUGCUGGGUGGAGGAGCAGUCGGAGGAGAGGAGGUAGUGGAAGAAGAUGCAGCGGAAGAAGUUUCACCCAUAGAUGCCAUGGAUGAACUUCUCCGCCAGUGUUUAUUACACAGUCUCAAGAAAAAAGUGAAGCCUUCAGACUUGCCAUUGCUGACGAGCUCAUUGUAUAGGAAUCAUAUGCAGACAUGCUGUCCAGAAGGGAAGAGUCUAGAUCUGAAGAAAUCCAGCUACAAGAAGUUGUCCAAGUUCCUGCAAGCCAUGCAGGAGAAAGGUCUCCUAGAUGUGAGGGAGUUGCGCGUUGGUGUUGAUAGCGUCACAGCAAUCCACAAAAACCAUGAUGAAAUACGAUAUUUUGUACCUUUACCUGAUGAAAGCGAUUCUGGUGAGCAAUCUGGUGCAGCCUCUAUCCAAUCCUCAAGCUCGAAGGCACCUGAAGGACCCCCAGAGAUAAGGCAAUUCUAUGCUGUAUUACCCAACCAAGUACCAGUACUCCAGCACAGUGGGUACAAGAGAGGAUGUUGGAUGACAAAAGAAGAUGUCAGGAAUGCCAUUACAGCCUACAUUAAGAAUGAGAGCUUGGUAGACCAAAAUGAUUAUAGUCGUGUUACACUCGACCCUAUUCUCCAUGAUGCUGUUGUAAACAAGUCUGAAUGCAGCAUAACUCAUCUCAAAUGGGAUCAGCUUUUCACAAGGUUUUUGCAUAAGAUGAAUCCUGGUUAUCAGAUAGUCUUCCCUGGUGAGCUCCCAGCUGGAGUUCAACCUCAGAUCCACAAAGGCCAGGUCCAGCCAAUCAUACUAAAGUUAGACCGCAAAGCAGGCAACAAAUGGAUCACUGUGAUCCAGAACCUAGAACAGUUCAGCCUGGACCCCAAAGAGUUCGCCCACCGGUUGCAGAUAGCUGUAGCAGCCAGCACUACGGUCACUGAAUGCUCCAAUGCCAAGCUUGGCCUUCAGGUCACCGUGCAGGGCAACCAAAUAAAGUUCCUUGACAAAUUUCUAACAGGUCACUACCAAAUCCCUAGGAGGUAUAUCGAUGGUCUUCAGCAGACUGCAAAAGCCAAAGGAAAAGGAAAAAGAUGAUGAAGGCUGUCAAUGUUGGGUCAUAUUAUUUUAUGUAACAACGAUAUAGAACUUAAUAUAUUUAUAUCUAUGCAUGAUAGAUUGUAUCAAAACAUUUUGGAAUGAUUUUCAUUUUGAUUUCCCAAGUUGAUUCUUAACUUUGUCAUUUGAAUACGGACUAUAAAAUGAAUAAUUUUCAUGACUAAUAGAGUUCUUAAAGGACAAGGCCACCCCAACAAAAAGUUGAUUUGAAUAAAAAGAGAAAAAUCCAAUGAGCAUACCACUCAAAAAUUCAACAAAUUCGGAUGUAAAAUAAGAAAGUUAUAACAUUUUUAAAUUUUUGCUUAAUUUCACGAAAUAGAUAUAUGCACAUCCCAGUCGGUAUGCAAGUUGAGGGAACUGAUGACAUCACAUUUUUUGCUCAUUGUCUUGUGAAAAGAAGUUUUGUUCCUCCAUGAACAUGUGGAAUUGACACUGUUUAAUAUUUUAUAGUUCAGUUAAGUUGGUCCUUAUUGUCAAAUCUGUAAAAAUUGAAAUUUUGUAUAAUUCAAACAAUAAAAAACAAAAGAAAUAGUGAGGGACAUCAUCGAUUCUCUCAUUUGCAUGUGACUAAAUUGUGCAUUUAACUACUUUGUGAAAAAUAAGCGAAACUUUAAAAUGUCAUAACUUUCUUAUUUUACAUCUGAUUUUGAUGAAAUUUUCAGUAUUAUGUUUGUCUGAUUUUUCUCUAUUGAUUCAGAUCAACAUUUUCUGAGGUGGACUUGACCUUUAAGUAUACUGUCAAAAAUAACUAACCAACUCAAAAUAAUAUUUAAAGAUAUUACAGGCAUAAGUUUUUGUACAGUAUUGUGUGGCUGAUAUGUACACUGUACCAUGGAUCCAUUAUUUGGAUCUAUGAGAAAUAAAGUGCUAUAUGAGUAAAUUAUA